This is a messenger RNA of Neofelis nebulosa (Clouded leopard), 4655 nucleotides long. It is a transcript of the gene ZMAT1, whose product is annotated as zinc finger matrin-type 1. Bases 2051 to 3463 code for a protein of 470 amino acids. The record is from RefSeq and is a predicted model, not a curated record. Gene Ontology annotation, molecular function: zinc ion binding; nucleic acid binding. The transcript has 3 exons. NCBI's taxonomy places the organism in Eukaryota, Metazoa, Chordata, Mammalia, Carnivora, Felidae.
AUAUUUAUCACUCCCUCCUUAAAGCCCUAAUCUUUGUCAUAUGUAACUCCUAAAGCUCUACUCUUCUUGUGUGUUUCUAUUUCUUUUCUGUUUUCUUUGGGGCCUCUUUUUUUAAUUCAUUACCUAAAUGUAGGUGUUCCUGUGGCUCCAUUUUGCCCUCACUAUACAAAUAUGAUCUGAUCUGUUACCCUGAUUUCAUCUUAUCUGUAUGCUUAUGACCUUUCUGUCAAGCUUUGGACUCAUAUCCAACUGGCAGCUACUGCUUUACCUGAAUACUUCAUAGCCAUUUCAAUUCCAUUCGUUCAAAGUAGAAACCUGUAGUUGACUGUGACUCCCCCAAAAUUACCUUCUUCACUUUUUAUAUCUAAUGAAGCACAAAGCUAAGACUGUUUUACCAGUUCCCUUAUCUCUAGCCCUGCUUUUCCCACACUAGAUCAGGCCCUCAACAUCUCUCCUAGAGCUUUGCUACUCAAAGUGUGGUUUGUGACCAGCAUCAUUAGCAUCAUUUGCAAGAGUGUUAGAAAAAGAAUCUCAGUCCUCACUGAAGACCUACUGAAUCAGAAACUGCAUUUUGGCAAGAUCCCUAGAUCAUUUGUACUCAAUAAAUUUUGAGAAGCAUUGUUCUAGAACAUUGCCACAACCUCCUAACUACUCUCCCUGCCAUCAGUUUUGUCUCCCCAAAUCUACCCUUAAUUUAACCACUAGAGUGUUUCACCUAAAGUGCACAUCUUUCCGUGCCAUUCCUCACUUUAAAACCCUCGAUUGUUUCUCUAUUUUCUGAGGAUAAAAAUCUAAGCUUCAUAGCUCCUUGCCAUCUUGUUCCUUCCUGCCUUCUCCAGGCGUAUCCCCUCCUACUUCCUGCCAUGAUCUGUGUUAGGUCAGAACCUGCAAACUGCUUUUGGUUUCCAGAAACUAUUACCCUAUUUCUCAUCUCUCUGCCCUUGUUCAUGCUGCCGUUUUGUCUGAAACAUCUUCUCUUCAAUUCCUACUCAUUCAUUAACGUGCUACUUCCCUGGAAGCCUUUUCACUUCCUUCAAGACUUAUCUUCUGUGCUUCCUUAGCCUGUGUGUCUAAUUUUCUCUGUAUGUGUCUUUAUCCCCCACCAGAAUGUAAGGUCUUUGAGGGUAAGGACUUCAUCUAACUUGUCUGUAUUUCAAGUGUUAAAGAUAGAAACUGGCACAGAUUAGGCCUACCUCAGUAGAGAUUAGUUUAAUAUAUGAAUCCGUGCACUAUUAAUUUUGAUAUGUUGAGUGCUAACCUAUGCUUAUAGUAUUUAAGUUUCCUAAUUAAUAUGAUUCAACAUAUCCCAAAAAGUUACAUAGAGACCUGUGUUUCUAUCUAGGAUUUUGAAGAAUGUUGUCUUAGACAAGUGUAGAAAUAGAAGUGGUAGGGCUUCAUAAAGUAGUAGAUGUUUGGAGAAAUGCCAAACUUUUACUUGUUACAGUAUUUUUCCUAUUGCUGGGGUGAUGAUAUCUGAAAUAAGUACCUUCUAAUUUAAUGGCUAGAAUUAGGUAAAAUUGGAACUGAGUCAGUUAUGAGAAGUGUGUGUACUCUGGUCACUUCUAAAGGGAGGGUCAUGUUAGCACUCUCAAAUUUCAAGGUUAUUAGUAUAAGAGAAGAAAGAUUUUGGUGAAAUUUUCAUCUGGCCAGGGAGGGAGUGCUGACCACUAGCAUAAUAGAACAAAUUUUCCUUACUACUUUGACUAUUCCAUUUUAAGAAGAGUAAAUAUUUGAGGAUUUAAAAACUGGCUGAAGAAUUUAAAUUAGCUAGUGAGAAUUUCAAAGAACAGAACAGAAACCCAUAUUAUAAGCAAUCAAGUGGUAAGACAAAAACAACUUGACAUGUGACACCUUAAUUAUUUCACUUAUCACCCAUUUCACCCUUCUUUCUGUCUCUGCCUUAUUUUCCAUCCACUUUGUAUGUGUUCCUACUAUACCUAAUCUCUGUCUUUUUUCAUCAUUCUCACUGCUUUCCUCAUGUCCCUCAUCCAGCCCAGAUCUUAUUAGCACAGGGAUGGCUACCAUAACGAUAUGGAACUAAACAUUUAGUAUGAGGACCUACGUUUGCCAUAUUUGUAAUAUCACCUUUACAUCUUUAGAAAUGUUCCGGUCCCAUAUGCAAGGAAAUGAACACCAAAUUAAAGAAUCCAUUAUUAUCAGUCUAGUGAAGAAUCCCAAGAAGACACAAGACUCUUACCAAGAUGAAUGUGAAGAUUACAUCAAAAUGCAGAAAUCAAGAGGACCAGAGCCCAAGAUUUGUUUCAGGAAGAUGGAAGAGAGUUCUUUGGAAGCCCGUUGGUACAGGGAAGUAGUUGAUUCUAGAUCCACACAUACAGUGUUUGAACAGAGACUCCCAUGUGAGACUUUCUGGACAUACCCAGGAUCAUACAGUAUUUCACAAACAGCAGAAAACCAUUUACCUCAUUGUUUACCAGCUCAUUCAAAGAAGACAUAUGACUCUUUCCAAGAUGAACUGGAAGAUUACAUCAAAGUGCAGAAAGCGAGAGGACUAGAUCCAAAGUUUUGUUUCAGAAAGAUAAGAGAGAACUCUAUAGAGACCCAUGGGUACAGAGAAGUUGACUCUGGACCCAGACAACAAAUGUUUGAGCAAAGAUUUUCACUUGAGACUUCCCAGACUUACCAACAACCAUACAAUAUUUCACCAGUGGAAAGCAAGUUGCAUUAUUGGUUACCAGUUCAUUCAAACAGAACUUAUUAUUCUUUCCAAGAUGAGCUAGAAGAUUACAUCAAAGUGCAGAAAGCCAGAGGACUAGAGCCAAAGACUUGCUUCAGAAAGGUUAGUGAUAGCUCUAUAGAAAUCCAUAAGUACAAAGAAAAGGUUGAUUUCAGACCCAAACAUAGAAUUUUUGAGCAAAAAGUCCCAUUUGAGACUUCCCAUGCUUACACAGGAUCAUACACUAUUUCCCAAGUAGUGGAAAACCAGUUACCUCAUUGCUUACCAGCUCAUGACAGCAUACAGAAACUAGACUCUAUAUCUUCCUGUCAACCCAUCAGAGACUGUUUUCCAGAAAAGCCAGUACCCCUGAGUCUUAGUCAGCAAGAAAAUAACUUUGGCUCAUACAGUGUAGAAUCUGAAGUUUACAAGCACCUCUCAGAAAACAAUACCAGUGACCAUAAAGCAGGUCAUAAACGAAGACAUCAGAAGAGAAGAAGGCACCUGGAAGAAGGUGAAGACAGGUCAGAGAAAGAGCAAUCGAAGCAUAAAAGGAAAAAGAGUUAUGGUGAUACAAAUCUAGACAAGGACAAGAGCAUCCGACAAAGGAAAAGAAAGGGAGAUCAAGUCAGCGUCAGUUCAGGAAAGCUUAAACAUCGAAAAAAGAAAAAAAGCCAUGGUGUGCCCACUGAGAAAGAAGAACGUAAGCACAAGAAAGGGAAAAAGAAACCUGUUGAAGAAAAGACAGAAGAGGAAAUGCUUUGGGAUGAAUCUAUUCUUGGAUUUUGAAUUUUUAGUUUUGUUUACCCAAGGAUGAAUUGAAGAAAUCAGUUAUGGAUUUAGACAAAGACAGGAACAUCCAGAAGAAAAAUACCAGUGGAUAUAGUUAGUGUCAGCUCCAGAAAGCUUAGUUUUUGUGUUUAUAAUUUGAAAUUGAAUUGAAAGAAGAAACAAACAAGCUUAAAUAUACUGAGAAAGAACAUAAGAAGAACAUAAGAACACAACCAGAACAUGAGAGAAAAAGAAUUCUGUUGAAGAAAAGACAGAGUCAAUGUUUUGGGAUGAGUCUGUUUUAGGAAUUUCAUUUUGUUUACCCAAGGAUGAAAUGAAGAAAUCAGUUUAGAAAAUGGAUUUAGACAAAAACAAGAACAGCCAGUGAAGAAAAGCAUAGGAAGAUAUGAUCAUUGGCUAUUCAGGAAAGCUUAGUUUUAGGGGGUGUAAAAAUUGAAAUUGAAUUGAAAGAAGAAACAAGCAUAAAUCUAGCCUCUGAGAAAGAAGAACAUAAGAACACAAGAACAGAAAAGAAAAGGAAAUCUGUUGAAGAAAGACAAUGCUUUGGGAGGAGUCUAUGCUUGGAAUUUGAACUUUUUAGUUUUGUUCCCUUAAGGUUGAAUUGAAGAAAUAAGUUGAAAAGUUUGAUUUCAUAAAAUUUAUGUUACUUGAAUGCUUCCUAAGUGAACAGUUAACUUUAACCUCUAACAAAAGCCAAGUGGAGUAAAAGUAUUCAAUAUGCCUUUUCCUCAAGUUAGUUUUUCUCAUUUUUUAAAAAAAUUACAUUUCUUAUAUAAAAUGUAAUUUUGCUUAAUGAGGUUGUCUCUACUUCUAUUCAUCAAAUUGCUGUAGUGGUGAAUUAUUUGCCCAUGAAAGAUUAAUUUAUUUUAAAUGAGAGAAUUACGAGGCAUUACAAAAUCCAUUCCUUGUUUGGGUUUGUGUUAGUGUUGGUAUUUUAUUGUUAUUGUGUGUUUGUUUUUUGAUUUUCUCUAAGAAAAAUGUAUGAAACAAUUUAGAUCAGUUUUUUUUUUGUUUGUUAAAUCUAAUUUGCAGUGUAUUUUUGUAUUUUCUAGUUCUAAAAGUGGAAAAUGAAACUGUCUGUAAUAAGUUUAGAUGAUAUAUAGUUUUAAAAAGCUCUCAAAAAGUACUGAUACAAAAUCAGUCUAUAUUCUGGAAAUGUUUAUAUUAUAUUAAAGUGUUUUAAUUUCUA